AUGCCCUUCAAGCCCAUUGAUCCGGGAAUGUUCGAAUUACACAAGCGCACGGCAGAGUUCAACUCGGUAUGCACGGACCAGGCCAGCAAAGGCGCUCCACAAGGUGAUAUCAUGAGCUGCUACAACUACCUGAACAACGUGAACAAAAAUUGUGCCGUAACAGGCGGCAAUAAUAUGGAGCAGGUGUUUUGCACCGCGGGUAACGCCAUGGUUGUCGGCAUGAACAUUGGUUCCGUAUUUGGAGGGACGAGUUCCAGAUGGUGCGAAAUCAUUUUUUCCAUUAUAUACCACAGCACAAAGGUUGAGAAAGAGCUGACAACAUCGAAAUUGUGCAGUGACUAUGUCGCGUUUGCUGUUCGUUGGCCCUACAUUAAUUGUUUAAAGGCUGUUCCAUUUCAGAACAGCGCACUUGUAGCAACUGGAUCUUGUGCCGCGUAUGGGAAUGGAGCGUUGAGGGUGGACACUGCUUUGGUAGGCAGCGAGUGA
Messenger RNA from Hyaloscypha bicolor E, 486 nucleotides. RefSeq lists its product as uncharacterized. The coding region runs from base 1 to 486 and encodes 161 amino acids. The record is from RefSeq and is a predicted model, not a curated record. NCBI's taxonomy places the organism in Eukaryota, Fungi, Ascomycota, Leotiomycetes, Helotiales, Hyaloscyphaceae. The transcript is spliced from 3 exons.